GAUGGUAUAAAACGCUGUCCUUAACUCGCUCUUUGUUAAAUUGAUUUCUCACCAUCCUAAAAGGUAGACAUGGCGUGUACCAGUGCGAUAUUGGCGGCGAUAUUAGUGGUCGUUCCUAUUACCUACGCCUCACAAGGGACGAAGGUAGAUAUGGUGGCAGGUCCGGCAUUGGCUCUGAACCUGAAAGAGACAAUAAGUAAAAUCAUGAAAGCCAGGGAGAUCAAGGAAAAUAACUUCAAACAAGGCAGUGGAAACUCCCUUAAGAGGAUGAGCGACCCAUCUUCAAUGUGUUUUGACAAUGACGAACAAUGUGAAUUCUGGGCGGGUAUAGGAGAGUGUGGACGAAACCGGGUUUACAUGCUGAACAACUGUAAGGAUUCCUGCGGUGUGUGCGGUUGUUUCAAUUACGAUAUAGAAUGCAGAGAUUGGGCAGCCCAGGGGGAGUGUGGUCGAAACCCCGCGUACAUGAUAGUGAAGUGCCGUGCUGCAUGUAAUGCGUGUGUGAAUUAUAAACGUGACGUCACCAGCAGCCUUGAUCACGGACCACCUGGCACCAAAGUUGACUCGGUGGAAAAGGAUGAAAAAUCGAAAAGUGGUUAUGACUUUGGAAAAGUUUUCAAGAGAAGAGAAACAUGGCAUCAUGCAACAGGAAAUGGUGGGCCACCGGGAACUCGUUAAACCGGAUUCGGAAUAAAGUGAAAUUCUGUAUUUUGAGGUUACAUGGACGGUAUGAUUAUGCUUAGAGAGUCAGAGGGGCAAGAACACGGAACAGACUUGCGACAACAUUAUUUGCAUAAGUACACUGUAUAUGGAAUUUUGUGUCAAUAAAUGGAAGAACCCUCGUU
Messenger RNA from Pecten maximus, 845 nucleotides. RefSeq lists its product as uncharacterized. The transcript is spliced from 8 exons. Lineage: Eukaryota; Metazoa; Mollusca; Bivalvia; Pectinida; Pectinidae. The record is from RefSeq and is a predicted model, not a curated record. The coding region runs from base 70 to 678 and encodes 202 amino acids.